AUGGUCUCCUCAGCCAUCUUCAAACUUGCGGCCCUUGCAGGUCUGGCACAAGCUGCUACCGUCAGCGUUUCCGGUUCUGCGGAAGGUUUCGCCUCCGGUGUCACUGGUGGUGGUUCCGCCACGGCAGUCUACCCCGACACCACCGACGAGCUGAUCUCCUACCUCGGAGAUGACGAGGCUCGCGUCAUUGUCUUGACCAAGACUUUCGACUUCACCGGCACUGAGGGUACCACCACCUCCACCGGUUGUGCCCCCUGGGGUACCGCCUCCGCCUGCCAGCUUGCCAUCAACCAGAACGACUGGUGCACCAACUACCAGGCCGACGCUCCCACCGUCUCCGUCUCCUACGACAAUGCCGCCAUCGAGGGUAUCACCGUCGGUUCCGACAAGACCCUCAUCGGCUCGGGCUCUUCCGGUAUCCUCAACGGUAAGGGUCUGAGAAUCGCCGGCGGCGCCAGCAACAUCAUUAUCCAGAACAUCAAGAUCACCAACUUGAACCCUCAAUACGUCUGGGGUGGUGAUGCCAUCACUCUGGCCGACUGCGACAAGGUCUGGAUCGACCACGUUACCACCUCUGCCAUCGGCCGCCAGCACCUCGUCCUCGGUACUGCCGCCAGCGGCAGCGUGACCAUCUCCAACUGCGACUUCGACGGUGAGAGUGACUGGUCCGCCACCUGCGACGGCUACCACUACUGGACCAUCUACUUCGACGGCUCUGCCGACUUCGUCACCUUCAAGAACAACUACAUCCACCACACUUCCGGCCGUGGCCCCAAGGUCGCCGGCUCCACCCUCCUCCACGCCGUCAACAACCUCUGGGCCGACACCGACUCCAGCGGCCACGCCUUCGAGAUCGCCUCUGGUGCCUACGUCUUGGCCGAGGGCAAUGUCUUCUCCGACGUCGACGUGCCCCAGGAGACCGGCGACGACGGUGCUCUGUACGCUGUCAACGACUCUUCCGCCGCCUCCUCGUGCUCCUCCUCCAUCGGCCGCGUGUGCGUUGCCAACAGCUUCAGCAACUCCGGGUCCUGGACCGGCUCCGACAGCUCCGUCCUGUCCAAGUUCAGCAGCUACACUCUGGCUACCGCCGAUUCCGCCUCCAGCGUUUCUGCCCUGUCCUCCUCCGCUGGUUUCGGUACCUUGUAA
Truncatella angustata is the source of this 1146-nucleotide messenger RNA. RefSeq names its product pectin lyase A. The transcript has 3 exons. The record is from RefSeq and is a predicted model, not a curated record. Bases 1 to 1146 code for a protein of 381 amino acids. Gene Ontology annotation, molecular function: pectate lyase activity. NCBI's taxonomy places the organism in Eukaryota, Fungi, Ascomycota, Sordariomycetes, Amphisphaeriales, Sporocadaceae.